UCUUUCCUUUCCCCCUCUGCUAGAAGUUCUGGGAAGUUCGGUGUUGCUUUCCCGAGGUCCAAGCCCCGAGGCAGGCGCCCAGCCGCUCUUCAGGGGACCUUGGGAGCUGCAACUUGAAGGAAUCUCAGGCUGCGGAACCGAUGUCAGCCAUGCUUCCAGAAUCUUCUGUCCAUUGUCAACAGCAAGAAAGAAUGAAAGGAUCUCUGAAGCUGGUGUCAUUUGAUGAUGUGGCUGUGGACUUCAGCUGGGAGGAGUGGCAAGACCUGGAUCAUGCUCAGAGGACCCUGCAUAGAGAUGUAAUGCUGGAGACCUACAGCAACCUCUUGUCCUUAGGACACUGUGUUCCUAAGCCUAAAUUGAUUGCCAAGCUGGAGCAAGGUGCAGAACCAUGGAUAAGAGAAGCCUCAGACAAGAAUCUCACAGAUAUCCAAGAAAAGGAGUACAGGACUAAGACCUGUCAGCAGAGUCCCUACGAUUGUCUGUCUGAAGUGGGAGUCAUGAAUACUAACACAGGGGAGAAAAAUGUGAAAUUAAUAACAACUUUUAAUUUGAGAUCAAAACCUAAAUCAGAGCUGAUUAGGAAUAAUAGGAACUCCUUAGGAAUAAGGACAGAGGAGUUCAUGCAGUGUCAGAACAUGCUUCUCCAUGGCGAGCCUGACGGUAUAUGUGCUGCUUACAGUCCUGGAGUAUCUCCUGUACUUAAAGAAUCUAACCAAUAUGGACAUUCUGUCACCAGGAAGACACACCUUACUGUCCAUCAGAGAACACACACAGGAGAGAAACCUUAUGAAUGUAACCUGUGUGGAAAGUCUUUCACUCGGAAGGCACAGCUUACUGUCCAUCAGCUAACACACACAGGAGAGAAACCUUAUGAAUGUAAUGUGUGUGGAAAGUCUUUCACUCGGAAGGCACAGCUUACUGUCCAUCAGCUAACACACACAGGAGAGAAACCUUAUGAAUGUAAUGUGUGUGGAAAGUCUUUCAGCCAGAAGGUACAACUUACUGUCCAUCAGACAACACACACAAGAGAGAAACCUUAUGAAUGUAACGUGUGUGGAAAGUCUUUCAUCCGGCAGGGAAACCUUACUUUUCAUCAGAAAAUUCACACAAGAAAGUCACUUUAUGAAUGUAACAAAUGUGGAAACUCUUUUCACUUGAAGGCAUAUCUUACUGUCCAUCAGAGAACACACACAGAUGAGAAACCUUAUGAAUGUAACAAAUGUGGGAAGUCUUUCACCCAGAAGAAAACCCUUAAUGUCCAUCAGACAACACACACAGGAGAGAAACCUUAUGAAUGUAACCUGUGUGGAAAGUCUUUCACUCAGAAGGCACAGCUUACUGUCCAUCAGCUAACACACACAGGAGAGAAACCUUAUGAAUGUAAUGUGUGUGGAAAGUCUUUCAGCCGGAAGACACACCUUACUGUCCAUCUGACAACACACACAGGAGAGAAACCUUAUGAAUGUAAUGUGUGUGGAAAGUCUUUCAGCCGGAAGACACACCUUACUGUCCAUCUGACGACACACACAGGAGAGAAACCUUAUGAAUGUAAUGUGUGUGGAAAGUCUUUCAGCCGGAAGACAACCCUUAAUGUCCAUCUGACAACACACACAGGAGAGAAACCUUAUGAAUGUAACCUGUGUGGAAAGUCUUUCACUCGGAAGGCACAGGUUACUGUCCAUCAGCUAACACACACAGGAGAGAAACCUUAUGAAUGUAGUGUGUGUGGAAAGUCUUUCAGCCAGAAGGCACACCUUACUGUCCAUCUGACAACACACACAGGAGAGAAACCUUAUGAAUGUAACCUGUGUGGAAAGUCAUUCAGCCUGAAGUCAUACCUCACUGUCCAUCAGAGAACACACACAGGAGAGAAGCCUUUUGAAUGUAUCCAGUGUGGGAAGUCUUUCACCCAGAAGGCAAACCUUACUGCUCACGAGAGAACACACACAGGUGAGAAACCUUAUGAAUGUAACCUGUGUGGAAAGUCUUUCAUGCGGAAGUCAAAACUUACAUAUCAUCACCGAAUACACAUAGGAGAUAAACCUUACGAAUGUAAUGUGUGUGGAAAGUCUUUCAUCCAGAAGGCACACCUUACUGUCCAUCAGACAACACACACAAGAGAGAAACCUUAUGAAUGUAAUGUGUGUGGAAAGUCUUUCAUCCGGAAGGCAAACCUUACUUUUCAUCAGAAAAUUCACACAAGAAAGACACUUUAUGAAUGUAACAAGUGUGGAAAAUCUUUUCACUUGAAGGCAUACCUUACUGUCCAUCAGAGAACACACACAGGAGAGAAACCUUAUGAAUGUAACAAAUGUGGGAAGUCUUUCACCCAGAAGACAACCCUUAAUGUCCAUCAGACAACACACACAGGAGAGAAACCAUACAAAUGUAAUAUAUGUGGAAAGUCUUUCACCCAGAAGGCACAAAUUAAAAUCCAUCAGACAACACACACAGGAGAGAAACCUUAUCAAUGUGAUGUGUGUAGAAAGUCUUUCACCCAGAAAGGAAACCUUAGGAUCCAUCAGACAACACAUACAGGAGAGAGACCUUAUGAAUGUAGCACGUGUGGAAAGGCUUUCGCCCGGAAAACAUACCUUACUAUCCAUGAGACAAUACAUGCAGGAGAGAAACCUUAUGAAUGUAAUGUGUGUAGAAAGUCUUUCACCAUGAAGUCACAACUUACUGCCCAUCAGGCAACACAUACAGGAGAGAGACCUUAUGAAUGUAGGAGGUGUGGAAAGUCUUUCACCAAGAAAAUCGGCCUUACUUUCCAUGAGAGAAAACACACGGGAGAAAAACCUUAUGGAUGUAGCUGGUGUGGAAAGUCUUUCAUGCAGAAGUCGAUCCUUAAAUCACAUCAGAUAAUACACACAGGAGAGAAACCUUAUGAAUGUAUGGAGUGUGGAAAGUCUUUCAGGUGGAAGGCAGCCCUUAACAUCCAUCAGAUAAUGCACACAGGAGAGAAACCUUAUGAAUGUAACAGCUGUGGAAAGUCUUUCACCAGGAAGGUAUACCUUACUGACCAUCAGAGAACACACACAGGAGAGAAACCUUUUGAAUGUGACCUGUGUGGAAAGUCAUUCAGCCACAGGGGAAACCUUACUGUCCAUCGGAGAACACACAGGAGUAAAACUUUAGGAAUGUAACAGCUGUGGAAAGAGUUUCACACAGAAGUCAACCCUUAUUUUUCAUCAGAGAGCACAACACAGGAGAGAAGCCUUAUGAAUGCAACAAAUGUGGAAAGAACCGUCCACAGGAGGCCACAGCCUAGCAUAUAAGAAAAUUCACCCAAAUGAUAAAUCUCUAGAAUGUAACAAGUAAGGAAAGUCUUUCAUUUGGAAGAGAAGUCAGUUUGCAAUAGAGAACAACCCACACAGGAUACAAACCUUAUCAAGGUAGAAAUGUGGAAUUCUUCAACCAGAAGGCACAGCUCAGGGUACAUCAUUGAACACACACACACAUGAGAAAUCAUAGCAAUGUAAAACAUGUAGAAAGUUUUUCAAAAAUGUUCUCAGUACUCUGUCAUUCUUCCCUGAAUGUCCAUCUUCUAAAAUUUCUCAAGUUCCAUUUCUAACAUUCUCUAUUGGGAGAUCUACAAGAAGAUGAUUAUGUCUAAUUUCCUGUUUCAUGAAAUUCUAGGAUGGUAUUUACCUUUUUCCUUUUUCUUUGCUGUUAGUUUCAUUUGAACUCAUGGCCCUUUACUUCCCUUUGGCUUUUAUUCUCAAGCUUAGCACUCUACCUUUUGUGCCACAUCUCUAAUUUUGAGGUUGUUGUAUUUAGUAUCAUGACUCCUAUCAUUGGGAAGCAGUCUACUUUCUUGAAAGGUGUUUACAAAACUUAUGUAAGUAAAACUGAAAUGUUAUAAAUUAGGAAAAUAAGUAGUUUCAUAGAAUCUAUAAAGAAAUUGAGUGAUUUAAUGGAAUUUUGUAACAUUUGAAAAUGAGAAAUAUUUGAGAAUUAUGGAUGAGUAAUAAAGUUGAUUUAGUAAAUACUUAUAUGUGGUGAAAUUCAAUAAAAGUGACAUAGAGUCCAUUCAGAUUUUA
Molecule: messenger RNA, 4043 nt
Organism: Dipodomys spectabilis (banner-tailed kangaroo rat)
Lineage: Eukaryota; Metazoa; Chordata; Mammalia; Rodentia; Heteromyidae
Product: zinc finger protein 420-like
Exons: 5
Coding region: 141-3146 (1001 amino acids)
Biological process (GO): regulation of transcription by RNA polymerase II
Cellular component (GO): nucleus
Molecular function (GO): DNA-binding transcription factor activity, RNA polymerase II-specific; RNA polymerase II transcription regulatory region sequence-specific DNA binding
Source: RefSeq, a predicted model, not a curated record